AUGGAGCACUUCGAGGGCAUCCUCGACCAUUACGCGGUCCUUGGCUUGGAGCAAGGCUGCUCACCGGCCGAUAUUCGGAAGGCCUUCCGAGCGAAGGCCUUGCGUUGGCACCCGGACAAGGCGGGCACCGGCGCAGAGGCGAAAAGGCGCUUUCAAGAAGCAGCCGAUGCAUAUGAGGUCCUCGGUGAUGAAGAGAAGAAGAAAGCCUAUGACUUUCAGCUGCAACAAACUGCAAGGCAACAAGCUGAGAGUCAACAAGCUGAGAAGGCUCGGGCCUCGCCGCCUAAGCCUCCACAAUCUUCACCCCACACCCAGAAAUCUCCUGAAUAUGCGAAUUAUGCAAAGCCCGAGAGCCGAAAGCCUCCACACGGCUAUGCUGGCUACCCAAACUAUCCGGGCUAUCCAUUCCCCAAGCCUGCUUACGCGACUCACCGUGACACACGGCCCACCUAUGCAGAGGUGCACGGCCACCGGCAGCCCCGCCCCGAUGCUGAAGCUGGUGCCACGUGCGAAACGCGCGAAGUCAGGCCAAGCGUGCACGAUCCUCGGCCAACGGCGGCAGAACUGAACCCACAGGGCUUUGGGCCGCCCUUCCGGGCCACGGUCUCAGAUUUGACGACUCUGGCGAGCUUUACGCAUGAGGGAGCAGUUUGGGUUCCAAAGGUCAGGGAUGUGAAAUGGUGUAGACCUGGAGAUGGUGCGCGUGUCCAGUUGUCAUUCGUUGCAGACUACACUUCUUCCAGAAGCAGAGUCAAUAGAGGUUCUCGUCUUUUGCAGCUCCUCCAGAUUUCAAGCUGUGAUGCCUUGCAGACCUCAUUUCAGGAACACUUGGACCGAGUGGCAGGGUGUUGCAGUUGCCGGCACUUCCGCAUGCAGCUCAUAGAUUCUGGCGGACGCGGUGAGGUGCAGUUCCGUGUCAAGCUUUGCUUGGAAGGGGACACUGGCGACCUGCUGCGGAGCUUUGACACAGCCUGGGAAGUGGCACCCUCACGGAAGAUGAAAGAUUGCCCACUGAUGUAG
Messenger RNA from Durusdinium trenchii, 1020 nucleotides. NCBI's taxonomy places the organism in Eukaryota, Dinophyceae, Suessiales, Symbiodiniaceae. The record is from the annotation of a GenBank genome assembly.